Messenger RNA from Poeciliopsis prolifica (blackstripe livebearer), 2650 nucleotides. RefSeq names its product dystrotelin-like. The transcript is spliced from 15 exons. NCBI's taxonomy places the organism in Eukaryota, Metazoa, Chordata, Actinopteri, Cyprinodontiformes, Poeciliidae. The coding region runs from base 433 to 2577 and encodes 714 amino acids. Gene Ontology annotation, molecular function: zinc ion binding. The record is from RefSeq and is a predicted model, not a curated record. Gene Ontology annotation, biological process: synaptic signaling. Gene Ontology annotation, cellular component: plasma membrane.
AGCUGUGGUGUCGGCCGCUGCGGCCGCCCGGCGCCCAACAAGGCGCUCAGUGUGAGCGGAGAACAACGGCGGCCGUGUUCCCGGCCCGGCCACAGAGGACGCUUGUUCCCCUUCAUCAAACAUUUAUUCAGAACCUCGUCCAGAUCCGCUCCACGAUAUGAUGCCGCUGCUCCCACCGGUCCUCCAGAACCGACCCACAGCCAGCACCGGAGGUCAGGGACCGGCUGGAGGCGGAGCCUUCUGACCGUGGAGGUCAGCGACCCCUGAGGGUUUCCACCAGGAAAACACGGCAAAAACACUCAAAAAGAAGAAAACGGAUCAAACUCCUGUUCUGGUAAGUGGAUCAGAACCGACCCAGCAGGUUCUGGUUCUACGGAGUGAGUCCUGGAGUUUGACUCUCUGCGGAGGAUCUAAGGAAUCCACCGGAUCUCCAUGGACCCGAGCCGCACAGAACCUGUGACUGAGGCCCGUCUGUCAGUCUACAGAACCACCAUGAAGGUCCGGUCUCUGCAGAGGUUCUGCCACAUGGACGCCGUCUUCAUUCAGCACAUUGCAGCAUCCUUCCAGCUGGUGGGUGGGGCUAACCCAGCAGGCUCCCAGCUGGUGGGUGGGGCUAACCCAGCAGGCUCCCACCUGGUGGGCGGGGCUAACCCAGCAGGCUCCCACCUGGUGGGCGGGGCUAACCCAGCAGGCUCCCAGCUGGUGGGUGGGGCUAACCCAGCAGGCUCCCAGCUGGUGGGCGGGGCUAAUCCCAGGCGGGACGCCAUGUUGAACAGGGAAAGCGUGGCCAUGGUUCUCAACAGGAUGUUUAAUUGCGCGUCCCAGGAAGUGACUGCGGCGGCCUCAGAGGAGACUGGCAGUCUACUGUUCAGGCUGCUUGACCGAGAGGGGACCGGUCAGGUGUCGGCCCGGUCUCUGCAGACCGUUCUGGUCGCUCUGUCUGCGGACAGCGUGCUGGCCAAGUACAGGAGUCUGGUUCGUUUGUCAGGAGACUGCUCUGGAUCUGUCACCAGGACUGCACUCAGCUCUCUGCUGCAGGACCUCAGCAAGGUUCCUGCGGCGGUCCAGGAGCAGGAAGUGUUCGGCAGUGUGGAGGCAGCAGUCACUUCCUGUUUUAACCAGGACGGGGCUCCAGCUGUGAGCCAAUCACAUCUCCUCUCGUGGCUGAAGAGCGAGCCCCGGCUGUGCUAUGGUUUACCGACUCUCUACGGACUGUCGGCCAGUCAGAAGGUGAGCCACGCCGUCCGCUGCCACACCUGUAAAGCCUUCCCCAUCGCCGGGCUCAGGUAUCGCUGCAGGAAGUGUGUGAACGUCCAGGUGUGUCAGGAAUGCUUCCUGAACGGCCGGCAGACCAGGAAGCAUAAAACACACCACCCAGUGGUCGAGUUCUGCACUCAGCCCACCUGGAAAGAGUCUCUGUCCUCCUUGGUGCAUAAUGCUCGUCACACCCUGUUGCCACGGCGACAUACUCACAGAGCAGCUGAUAGGACGAGCGUCCUGACAUGGGCGGAGCCAACACAGACCCAGAACAGAGCUCCGCCCACCUCUGAUGCUGCAACGCCACCGGCCGCCUCGGCGCGCUCUUCGUCCUGUGAUGAAGAGGAGGCCCGGGACGCCGCGGUGCAGGCGUCUCCUCCUCUGUCCUCGUCCAAGUCUCUGCAGACGGAUGAGGCUCCGCCCCCCAGGCAGGGGGCGGCGCUGCUGACUGAGGUCAGGAACCUGCAGAGAGACAAGUGGUUGCUGGAGCAACAGCUGGGGGCGUGGCGCCUCACCGUCCAAUCAGAGCAGGGCAUCCUGGAGGACCGCUGCUCUGAGAUGGAGGUCACCAUGGCAACGAUGAGGCAGCACAACGAAAAGCUGCAGGAGAUGCUCAACCAGGCUCUGAGAAAGAUGGAGGCUCAACAACACGCCAACAACACGCAUCACACUGAGGGAGGAGCCGCAACGCCGACCUCUGACCCUCCAACCGAUGAGGAGGAAGAGGAGGAGCUGAUGAAGGAUGGGGACGAAUGGGGCAUGAAUGAGCCUCAAACUCCAUCUCCCACAAUUCCACACAAACCCAGUCUGUCACAUGAUGAACAGGAGGAGGAAAUGCCAGAGGAACGUCAGCCAAUAGGACGACAGGAAUCAUUAAAAGACUCUCAGCCAAUAGGACGACAGGACUCAUUAAAAGACUGUCAGCCAAUAGGACGACAGGAAUCAUUAAAAGACUGUCAGCCAAUAGGACGACAGGAAUCAUUAAAAGACUGUCAGCCAAUAGGACGACAGGAAUCAUUAAAAGACUGUCAGCCAAUAGGACGACAGGAAUCAUUAAAAGACUGUCAGCCAAUAGAACGACAGGGAGACCUUGAGGAGGCGGGCCUACAAGCAAACAUUACCUGUCUGUCCGAUGAAGAGGAUCCUGGGACUUGUAGUCCUGAAGUCUUGCUGCAGCAGAUUGUGGACAGACUGAAGACAGAGAUGGACGGGGUGAGAGACAGAAACACAGGUGAGAGCGUGAGGGUGGAGCUAGCGGCGGCAGCGGAGCAGGUGGGGGACGCAGUGUCCAGCCUGGUGGACGCUGUGAGGACAAACUGAGCAGGCGUGGCUCUUAGAAAACGUUUUAUUCAGGACCAAUAUUUAAACACGCAGGUAGAAAAGGUAAAAACAU